Messenger RNA from Penicillium expansum, 1209 nucleotides. RefSeq lists its product as uncharacterized. The record is from RefSeq and is a predicted model, not a curated record. The transcript has 7 exons. Bases 1 to 1209 code for a protein of 402 amino acids. Lineage: Eukaryota; Fungi; Ascomycota; Eurotiomycetes; Eurotiales; Aspergillaceae.
AUGCCCGCCAGGAAGGCAAAAUCCCAAUCAAAAUUACCGUCGGAACUCAUGUCACAACAGUCGUCAUCGCAAGGAAAGAAACGCCGAAAGACAUCGGACGACACAGCAAGGGCAAAGAAACGCCGAACCGUACAAGGACAGACCAGUCCAGUAGAGGCCGAGUAUGUGCCAUCUGCAAAUGAUCUGAUCAGCGACGUCCCAAGAGACGAGAAUUUUACAAUUGACACAUUGCUUCCGGAUCUUGGGACAUCAUACGUCGAUCGAUUCAAAUCGCCCACCGCGCCAGCACGGGCAAAAAGGAAGCCGUGGCCACGACAAUCUAGUCCCCUGAUAGAUCCUGAGAAAUUGCCUCCUGGCUGGAGCAUGACUGAACCGGAUCUUAACCGAGAUGAUAUUGAGGCACAAAUUGAAAGAUGCCACGUGAGAAUCAGAGAGAAUAUCAUGCCUCACAUAUUUGCACAUCGGCUAAAGGGAUUGCAAAUCUCUCGGGUCAAGCAAAAUGAACUGGCCGAAUCGGAACCUGGGAACCAUAGUUUGGAUGUCCUCAGACGCUUGGAAAUUUUGAGGGAGAUGGAGAUUGAGCUACAAGGCUCGGACAACUUUAAUCAGCUCCCUAAUGUACUGGCAUUACUGCAGGCCUACCGCGGAGGAAUGCUUGAUUGGAACAUAGGAUUGGUCACUUAUUGGUUUGAAGGCGUGCAAUUGUGUGAGCCAAGGCCGUUCAGUUGGGAUGAAUUCGAGGUCCUCAAUGCGCACCAUUCUGGUAAAACCGGUUUUUGGAUGGAAGGACUGGUUGGACCCGGACCUACACACUCCCUAUCUGCCGUUGGAAUACCUGCAAACCUCCCAAACAAUGCAUACUUUGCUCGCAGUUACAUGGUUGCCCUUCGCAUCCCUGGUUUAAGGUGGUACGCAGAGCUUGAGUUCGUGUAUGACACCGGGGCAAGCAUGAUGUCGUUAUUUGAGGGCGAUCUUCAAAACAUUAUGGGAAGAUCGACCGUGGGUCCUACAGUCAUGGGGCUAAACUCAUCAAGUUUGGCCGAUGGUUCCCGGAAUGCGGAUGACGGGAUGGACCAGAGUCCAAGCUCAAGUAUCUCCAGGUUGGGUCAGCUCCGCGCGACAAUGACAUGCUAUGGAUUGCGAAUACCCACCCUGAACUCGUCGAAAAUGUACCUGAUACAGGUCAUUCUCGAAGACGUCCGGUUCUGA